Molecule: messenger RNA, 3769 nt
Organism: Dromiciops gliroides (monito del monte)
Lineage: Eukaryota; Metazoa; Chordata; Mammalia; Microbiotheria; Microbiotheriidae
Gene: CDC25A
Product: cell division cycle 25A
Exons: 15
Coding region: 125-1675 (516 amino acids)
Biological process (GO): protein dephosphorylation; G2/M transition of mitotic cell cycle; positive regulation of G2/M transition of mitotic cell cycle
Cellular component (GO): cytoplasm; nucleus
Molecular function (GO): protein tyrosine phosphatase activity
Source: RefSeq, a predicted model, not a curated record
GCGCGCGCGCGCCGCGCUCCGGGAGGCGGUGGGGACAGCGGGGCGCGGGACGAGGCGGGCGGGCGGGCGAUCCACCUGGGGGCGAGGAAGAGAACGAGAGGCGGCGCCGCCGCCACUGCUCCUGAUGGAGCUGGGCCCGGAGCACCCGCACCGCCGCCGCCUCCACUUUGCCUGCAGUUCGCCGCCCGCGGUCGUCAAGGCCCUGUUCCCCGCCGGCCCCGGGGGGCUGUCCCCGGUCACCAACCUCGCAGUCACCAUGGACCAGCUGCGGGGCCUGGGCAGUGAAUGUGAGCAGCAGCUGGAAAUGAAGAGCAGCAGCAGCAGCCUACAGCGGACAAGCUCCUCAGAUUCUACAGAUUCAGGUUUUUGUCUGGAUUCUCCUGGGCCCCUGGAUAGAAAAGAAAACCUUGAAAAACCCAUGAGAAGAAUAAACUCCCUGCCACAGAGGCUCCUAGGAUGUAGCCCUGCCCUAAAGGGAAGCCACUUUGAUUCAUUUGACUGUGAUAUCUUUCAGCUAAGUGACCAUGAUGAAAACAAGGAAAAUGAGGUCUUUGAAUUUAAAAAGCCAACAAGACCUGUACCCCGUGGCCCUCUUCAUGGACUUGGAGAGGUCAAAGAUGUCUUCACCCAAAGGCAGAAUUCGGCCCCUGCUCAAAUGUUUUCCACCAAUGAAAAGGAUAACAGUGAACUUGCAAACUACUUCCCUCUCUUCCUGCCACAGUCUCCUCUGACCUGUGUGUCUGAUGAAGAUGAUGGAUUCCUGGAACUACUUGAUGGAGAGAACCUGAAGAAUGAUGAUGAAACUUCAUCAUGUAUGUCAAGCCUUUGGACAGCUCCCCUCGUGAUGAGAAGAACAUCAAACCAAGGUAAACGGUGUAAGCUGUUUGAGUCUUCAUCUACACCCAGCACCACUACCCGUUCUGUGUUGAAGAGACUGGAACGUUCUCCUGAGGAUUCCCCACCAGGAAACACAAAAAAGAGGAGAAGCACAGUAGAGGAACCUACUGAAGAAGCAAUGAAACUCAAUGAGAGCCUGCAACCAGCUAUAUCCCAGUCACCUUCCACAGAAGAGACCAUCAAGAGCAUUUUGGACAGUGACCAGAGGGACCUCAUUGGUGAUUUCUCAAAGGGUUACCUUUUUCACACAGUUGCUGGGAAGCAUGAGGAUCUAAAAUACAUUUCUCCAGAAAUAAUGGCUUCUGUGUUGAAUGGGAAUUUUGCAAAUCUAAUUAAAGAGUUUGUCAUCAUUGACUGCAGAUAUCCAUAUGAAUAUGAAGGAGGCCAUAUCAAGGGUGCAGUGAACUUACACAUGGAAGAGGAGGUGGAAGCCUUCUUGCUGAAGAAACCCAUCAGGCCAACGGAUGGCAAACGUGUCAUUGUUGUUUUCCACUGCGAAUUUUCUUCAGAGCGGGGUCCUCGGAUGUGCAGAUUUGUGAGAGAGCGGGACCGACUGGAUAAUGAAUACCCCAAACUCCACUACCCUGAACUAUAUGUUUUAAAGGGAGGGUACAAAGACUUCUUUUUGAAGUGCAAGUCGUAUUGUGAGCCUCCAAGCUACCGUCCCAUGCACCAUGAAGAUUUUAAGGAAGACCUGAAGAAAUUUCGCACCAAGAGCCGGACGUGGGCAGGAGAGAAAAGCAAAAGGGAGAUGUACAGUCGCCUAAAGAAGCUCUGAGGGUGAACCUCCUCGGACAGCAGCCAGAGAACCCCCCUGCUCCAGGGUAGCCUGAGGAAAGGGCCCAGCUGAGUAGGUCUCCCUGGCUUCAUCUGCAAGCUUGCUUGCUCCACACAUGCCGACCACCGUCACCUAGGUCUCGAUUAUGAGAGCCUCUGCUUCCUGCCAUUAUCCUGUUGACUACUUUCUUGCUGUCCCUUUGGACCUUUUUAAGAUACUUUGAUGGGAAAAGCUUUCCUUUGGCAAAGACCAGGAAUGCUGUGGGGGGGGUGGGGGGAAGUGGUUUGCUGCUACCUUAAGUUACCUCGUGGAGCUCACUAGGAACUUCUGUAUAGAUGCUCAGAUGAAAUUGAUGGCACUGAGGUUGCCUAAGAUCCCUAGGAGUCAGAUUUGUACCUCGAAUGACUUAUUCCUUGAGUGACUUUGGCUGUCUCCCUCCCAUGCAGUUAAUCUGUGGCAGCCACAAUGAAACACUGGGUUUGAGGGGUGGGGGCCAAGGGAACUGUUGCACAUGAAGGUGCUACUGACCAAAUACCAAAGACAAUCUGAGGAGAAAGGAUCUCUGUUGUGUACAACUCCUAUGUAUUAAUUUAUUCAACCUUGUCAAUCACCUUAUUUAACUCCUGGAUCAUUAGGUCAAAAUACUGCCUUUCCAAGUGGAGUAUUAUUCUAGGGACUGCCUUGGACCCAGGGUCUUCUUUUAAUUUUCUUUUUUAAAGAAAAGAAAAAAUACUAGAUGUUCACAGACUGGUUUGGUUAGUGAUAAAACAGGGAAUGAAAAGAUGAAGUAGCUUUCUAAACUCCAGGAGGUUGUAAGUAGGCCUGUAGGUGGCUUCAAACCAAGAGUGAGAUGGAGCUCUGUGAUAGAGAUGGCGAGUGUCAGACUUGACUAUAGCCUUGUGCUAAACUUUGUAACUACCAUCGAAGACUCCCAAAGCCACGAGGCUUUAGUGACUGUCCCUUCAGCACGUGCCGUCUGCCUAGACCUGGGGUUUACUAUUAAUCUUAGAGCGGUAGGGCCUAUUUGAUAGGUGGCCCCCUGCCCUGCCAUUCCUAAACCUUGCUGGGACAGAAGUUACAGUCAAGAAAGCACUUCAGGCAGCUUCAGCUGGGUUAUCCCAGAUCAGUGUUAGAGCAUGUAGCAUCUGUAUUCCAGGGUAAGGGGUGGGAGAAAAUAAGCUCUAAGGCAAGGGUACUUUAAUUUGGGUGUUCCUCUCGUAUUACUUCCAUGGUACCAUUCAAAAGCUUUUCCUUUUGAUCUGCUCCAAGGCUGAGGAGUUUUCUGAGCUUCAGAUUGGUGCUUUUUUAAAAGUUUUGUGUGUGUUUUUGUUUGUUUUUUUUUUUUUUAACAGUCCCAUUUCAUGUACCAUGGGGUGUCAAAUCAGUGUUAGAGGAACUGCCUGUGGGUUUUUUUCAGGGGAGGGGACAAAAGCUCUGGGCAUUAAGAAAAAGGUUGGGAGUUAGUGUGGAAUUGACCAUACAGAACUUGUUUCUCAAGAGGGAACCUGGUGGAUCCUGAAGGUGAAACUUUCUGGGUUUAUCAUGUUUAAAUUUGAGGGAAAGGGGGUGGUGAAUUUAUCUUCAGUUGCCCUCUCAUCUAGUCCUAUGAGAAUGGGGGCCUUUGAAAGGACCCCUGUGAUAGGAAUUAGGGCUAGAUCUUGAUGUGCCAGAAAGAAAGCUGCCCUGGUAUCUACUUUUGUGUGUAUUAGAUCUUCUAGCCACCCUACGCUCGCUGGCUCUGUUGGGAUGCAGCCAAGUUUCCUCAAACACAAAUAUCACCUUCUUUUCCCCUAAAUUCCAAAAAAAGGGAAGUAGGAGUGGAAGGUAGCAUGAGAAUCAGUGAUGUAGGUGACUGGUUGCUGCUAUAUGUUUUGGGUUUGGGAAUUGCAUUUAAAUGUAAAGCAAUCUUGUUGGAAAAAAUAUGUGAUAGGAAGGGGGAGAAGUCCCCCAUACACACACACUCCUUGGCUUGGUCCCCAACCUGGUUUUGUAUGGACUGAUAUUGCCCAAGUUACAGGAGUGGAGAGGUUGUAACAGACUUAGGGCUCUAUCAGCUAAGCCAGCAUUGAUAGACUCUUGCAGGCUUUGGAAAUA